UUGUGAGUGGAGUGUUGAAUCAAUUGCAUAAAUUUGGAUUACUUAAACAUCUUGUGACUUCCUUUCUCGAUGCCUGAACUCAUGUCCAUGGUCUUUUUGUUCCUGCGGAUUCCUUCUUUCAACAUCAAGUACUUGAGGCCGAAAGACUCUUUGCCUUCGUCUUCAUCAGAAGAUCCCGUGAACUUACCAACAUCGUCGUCUUUGGUUGGUGAUUUCGCAACAAGAAUGUCUGAGUUUGAGGGUCAGGUUCUAAAUGGUGAGUGACAUUGAGUCUUUGAAAUGUCUGCACUCAAGUCUACCCUAGCUUUUGUAGCGGUGGCGAUGAAUUCAUUACAAUGGAGACAAAAUAAGCAGAAUUUGGCCAAAACUUGCCUGCUAUUUGUUUGAGAGAUAACAAGGAAUCAGGCCAUGAGCAAGUAUUCAGGACAAAAGUGUAGGAGAGAAGAACACGAAGAACAAACAUCUCAGAAAUAAUGGUGUUGAAAUGGAGGUUCGUGGGUUUCGGAGAGCUAAAUUUUGAUGAAUUGAUGAGUUGAAUUUUGAGAGAUGAAAUCUGACUGUAACUAAAUUUUAUGGUAACUUCCAUUGGGAAUGAACAUUUUUUUAUUAAUUCACAAUAUCUUAUUGUUGAGACAUUAAAAAUUCACCUGAGAGAAAACAAAGCCAGAAAAAUAAUAAAGCAGAUAGAGUGUUCUACAAAGAGUUUUCUAAGAAAAGCAGCCUCUAAGAAGAAAGCUCAAUAACUUUAACUUUGAAAAGGAACAAGUGAUGGGAUACAAAAUUCUGUCUUAAGAAUCAAAGUCAACAAGUAGCCGAAAGUUUAGAGAAGAGAGCAGAACGUCCAUGGACGAAACACCAAAUCAAGGAGUUCAAAAGUCUUGAUGGUGAUAUCUCCACAAACCUCGCCAGUCAAAUAUAUAGUGUAUCUCCCAAAAGUUAAGGCAACCUGUAAGACUCUGAAAUGAAGAGCAAUAUGAUGAGUGUGGUGAUGACUUUGAAGGCGAAGAAAGUUUCCACCUCAAAACUGGCUCUAACUUGGUUGUGGAUAGGAACUCUAACCAUUAGAUAUCCAAUUAAUGGAGAGAUUUCUUCAGAUGAUGAUUUUGAGGAAUAAAAUUAUAUCAAUUUGAAAUUGAGUUUAGACUCUUUGGAGCAGUCGUCUCCUUCAAAAGUAGCAUAGUGAGGUGGAAAUUCGCCAUUGUGUUUGCUAUUGCAAGUUCACCCUCUUUCAACCUGCAUUUGGUUUCUUCGUGAAGCUCUGAAUCCUGCUUGAUGUGCUGACCUCGCUUCUCUGUAAACUCCUUUUAUAUCUAGGUGGCGAUGUUGGCAUGGAACUGCUGAACUUGUGUGACUUCCCAGUGCUGUGAGGGACGACUCCAGUAUCUUCAAACAUGUUCUUGCUCAACUUGACCGGAUUGUAAAGUUUAGGUGAAACUUUGAAAGUGCCUUUGCCUAACAGUUUCGGAGGCUUGAGAUGUUUUUGCUGCUUUGCCUUAAACUCCUCACAGUAUGCAACUCCUGCAGAUUCUUCAUGUUUGCGAGCAAGGAAAGCCUGGUUUAACUCUUCGAGAUGAUCCGGUGUGAAGCCAUGGAACUUGAAAUUUGGUUCUUGUGUACACAUUGCAAUGACAACUGUAUCAUAGAAAACUCUACAGAAUAGUUCAGUUAAAACUGCUGCGUUUUCGUUCUUGUGAGCGUACUCUCAGUGGAACUUCUGGAACAGAAUCUGCAAGCCUUUGUUCUUGGUCUUCAGAUCUGGGUUGGAUGGAAUUUGUUUUCUAAACAAUGCAAAGUUUCUACUGAAAUUUGUGGGGCUUCACUUGAAAACCUCUUCAACUAAAGAUGGAUUCGAACCAAAAUAUAAGUCAGACUCUUUUGACAAGGAUCCAACCACUAAUUGAAAGUCUGGGACUCUUUGUUAAUGCUGGAUGAUGCUACAACCAUUUGGAAGUGUUUGAAGCGAUCGGCACUACCAGUUUGAAGCCAUCAAAGCAGCCCAUGGGGUCUCUCGAUCUGUGAGGCAGCCCUUUAGAUACUCCCUGUUGAAGUGUUUGCUGUUUUUAGUUAAUGUUUGAUAUAUCGCCCACAAUGACUUUGAGGCCUUCAUCGCAACCUCCUAAGAAUCCGUUCGUAUAGUUGAAGCUGAAUAACUCGGAGCUCAAGGCAUCUCCGAGUUCGGCUUCGAAGUUGAACAAACCUGGCUUCAGAAUUUCUUCAGGAGUCUUCACAACAGGCUUCUUGGCAGGCUCUUCUUCAUCCUUGUUGGGCGCUUGCUUAGGCUCUUCUUGAGCAACCUCUGGAGUCACUGUGUCUGGAGUCGGAGAGCAACCAUCUUCUCCUUCUUGCUGAGCGGCAUGCAGACUCUUCUGGUCAGACUCCUCAGUUUGCUGAGACGAUUCAAGAGGAGACUCUGGCAUGGAAUUGGAAGGCCCCACUGAGUUCUCGAGAGAACUUGGUUUCACAGGUAGUAACUCUUCAAAAAACUUUUUGUCAAAUGCGUUCUUCUGCGAGUGCGAGCGGAGAUUCUUGAAAGUCUCACUACUGAAGGGCUUGAGUGGCUCCACUUGCUUCUUGGGCUCUGAAUUCAGUCCUGGCUCUACAUAGUUGGUGAAAUCAAGGUAAUCCACCUCAACUCCAACUUGAUGGGCUUUGUUUAGGUCUUCAAGCUGCUUCGGUGUGAAGUCAUGGAACUUGAAGUUUGGAUCUGGUGUGUACAUUGCAAUGACCACUGUUCCAUAAAAAGUGCUGUCAAACAGUUUGUUCAGUAAUUUAGCAUUUCUAUUCUUUGGAAGGUAUUCUCCGCGGGACUUCUCAAAAAGACUUGGAAGCCUUUGUUCUGGAUGUUCAGUUCCGGCUGAUCUGGAAUUUCCUUUUUAAAUAAUGCAAAGUGGUUAGCAAUGUCUGGCGAUGUUCACUUGAAAAUGUCUUUGACAACUAGAGGAUUAGACCGGAAGAAAUAACUCAAAUUAUUUUUGAACCGAUUCGUGUCCAAGCUGUAAGUUCGAGGUUCUUCAUCAAAGUCGCAAGGAACCACAGUGACUUCAAAGCCCUUGAAGUGAGUAAAUUGGAGCCUCUUGUUGGCUUCCUGGCUUUUGCUGGAGCUGCUCGCUUUGUCUGUGUUCUGGGGUUUCUUUGCUCUGUUCUCCACGCCGUAUUUGAUAUUGCUCUGCUUUGAGGGUAAGGACUUGGCUUCCUUGGGUCUGGUUUCCUUAGGCUUGGCAUCCUCCAAAGCCUCAACUCAGAAAAAUUUGUUAGAUGCUUCAUUUUUUCUGGUGGAAGUCCAGCAUUUAUUUUUAUAAUUUCUUGUCAU
Messenger RNA from Moneuplotes crassus, 3310 nucleotides. NCBI's taxonomy places the organism in Eukaryota, Ciliophora, Spirotrichea, Euplotida, Euplotidae. The record is from the annotation of a GenBank genome assembly.